CUGAAAACUUGGGGGUGGGUCUUAGGGCCUAACUUUUGUCUCUGGUAGAUGUAUCACACUAGAUAACAAUCACAAUGGACACAGAGUUCUAGAACAAGACACUAUUUAAAAGACAGAAGCAAGAUACAUAUGGAUAGAUGUAGCGCAUUCUUGUUCGUCAUUUAUCUGCUCUGUGGCAGUACACAUGGUGUGCUAUCUGAUAACAAAUUCUAUGUCACACCAAUGCCCUCGAAUCCUGACUGUCCAAAUAAUUCUCAGUGCUACACACUGAAUGAUUACGCUUUGAACUCAGAAACAUACUUCGAGUCUUAUACUAACAUUACUUUGCUAUUUUUGGGUGGUACCCACAACUUGACGGCACAUGAUUUUGUGUUGAAAGAUCGGGACUAUGUACACUUUGCUUCUUCAAGUGCUGAUGCCACAAUCAAAAUUGGACCCCAAAGAGGCAUUCUGCUCCAUAACAUGACUAAAUUACAACUGAGUCAUGUUUUUUUUACUGUCUUGAGUUCAAAUGAGGAUCGAUAUCUUCCUAAAAUCAGUAUCUCAAUGGUUCAAUUUUACGAGCAAAUGCAAAUAGAUGUGUUUGCUUUGCAGCUAAGUAUUGAAAAUGUGCUUAACAUUGCGAUUGCUGACUCAAACUUCAAUGAGAGCAUUUUGAACGUUACGCAGCAAUACAACAGUAAUGAUUUUACACCAGGUGAUAUGACCGUUACAAAUUGCUCAAUGUUUGCGCUCAAUGUUUUAACAAUCUUCUCAAUUGACAUUGUCAGCAAUGGAAAACCCUGGAAAGUAGCAGUGACGCAAAGCAACAUAACGUCCAGUCUUGCUGCUGGAUUUAGUCAAGCAAUUUACUUGUCUUUUACCGGCAGUCCUUCAAUUGUUAGUGUCAUCGAGUGUGUAGUGGAUCAAACAUUAUACGGUGUUGCAAUCACAAAUAUGAAUUGUGAUGUGAAUGUUGAAAUCAAAAACACAAAAGUUAAUAGCCGUAACACUGGAAUUUCUGUUUAUACCCUAAAUGGUGGUUUUGUCAACAUUUCAUUUUGUCAGAGUUCGUUGAUCGGUGGUAUUUCGCUGUCACUUUCUGAUGAGAGUGAAAUUGUAACAAAGCUUGAAUCUUCUAAAAUAGCCAGUGAAACAAAAGAUGGUAUUCACUUGGACCUUUGCUCAAAAAAUUGCCUUGCUACGUUAAGCAUUGUGAGAUCAAACAUUUCCAGUACUUCUAAAGCAGGAGUGAAAAUUGUUAGUGACCAAACUUCCGGAAUAAUACUAAAUGCUAAUUUCUCACAGUCACAAAUUUUGAGGUCUUCAUAUGGCGUGUAUUUUCUGUUAUCGAUUGAAGGAAAUGUUGAAGCAAUUACAAAUAACACUUUCAACAUAUCUUUUAAUGAUACUAUCUUCUAUGAUAUUUCAGAUACUGCACUUUAUCUAAACAUCCCAUCAUUCGAUUCUAUGGCCUUUGCUUUGCUAAUUCAAAAUUGUUUGUUUGUGAGAAAUGGUGGGACUGUACUAAACGUUUUAUUAAAUGAAGCUAAUUCUACACAGAAAAAUAAAAUUGGAAAAUUUAUUACCGUCGACAAUUGCAGUUUUUUGAAUAAUACCUUUGGGAGUUCUGUUGUAAAAAUUGAUGCAACAUCCAUUUCCGACAUGGCAAACGCUCCUAUAGUCGUGUUUUCAAGAAUUUUAUUUCUUCAGAACGAGUUGUUAAGCUCAGGUCACACUAUUCUCCAGUUAAUAGGUUCUGUGAAUGCUGUUAUUGAAAAUUGCACAUUUGAACACAAUAUUGGUACACCAAUCACUGUAAUGCAUAGCAAUCUAAUCAUCAAUGAAAGAAAUUAUUUAGUUAACAACAACGGAUUUCAAGGAGCAGGAAUAUCUCUGUUUGACUCACAGUUGGUUCUUAAUAACAAUACACACUUGAUAUUUGAGAACAAUCAUGCUACAGAUGUUGGUGGAGCCAUAUAUGUGGUGAAGAAUCCUUACAGCUUGCAGUCAUCAAAAUGCUUUUACCAGAUACCUUUGAUGUCUGACAAAACGUAUUCAUUAAAUAUUACUCUGGAAUUUACAAACAACACAGCUGGGAGAGGUGGAAAUGCCAUCUAUGGAGCAGCUCUACAUGAUGAUUGCACAGUAUCAAGCAGUGCCAGUUCCCCUGCAAAGUCAGUCGAUGUCUUCAAGGAUUUUUUUCAAUUUAACAAUACCCUCGAGUCAUCUCUGAUUUCUUCCGACCCUAAACGUGUUUGCUUGUGUACUACAAAUGAUGAUUCAGCUUGUGCUAAUAUUAGCUAUAUUCUAGUCUCUAGUCAAGAACUGUAUCCAGGAGAGAAGUUUAAUGUGUCUGCAACGGUUGUGGGGGACGAAUUCGGUACGCUAACCUCCACAGUUUAUGCGAGUAUCCUCGAUAGUGUGUCCGGGGAGCCCACUAGCGUGGAUCUAGGGGUAGGGCAGUCCGUCCAGGCAGUUAAUUUUGAGAAAUGCAAUGAUCUGACGUACUCACUGCACUCGUAUAACGCCACAAAUGGAACACUUAUUCUCAAAGUAAACCUAACCUCUACUGGUCGUUAUGGAAACUAUGACAUACUAAAUAAUGAUCUACUGAAAUAUGAACAAUCUAAAGUCAUUCCUUCAACAUUACUCACUACACCAGUGUACAAAAACUUCACCUUACUUGAUUGCCCGAUGGGAUUUGCAAUCAAUGAAUUGCAAUAUCCACCAUCGUGUGUGUGCAACGAGUUUCUCAGCAAAAACAAAAUUUCUAGCUGUACAAUACAAAAUCAUAAUGCGGCCAUUUAUCGUACUGGUACACAAUGGAUAGGUUUUUACACCAAGAUGAACAGCAAUGACAUCGUUCUAACUCAGUACUGCCCGUAUGGCUACUGCAAACCUGGUGAUUAUCUAUUCAAUCUCAGUGAUCAUGAUGUGCUAUGUAGUAAUGGACGGUCAGGUUUGCUUUGCGGAAGUUGUGCGGACAAUUUUAGCAUAGUGCUUGGAAAUUCUGAGUGUCAAAAAUGUUCGAGCAACAAUCACAUAGCUCUACUUUUAGUUUUUCUUUUGGCAGGUCUGUUGUUGGUGUCAUUUAUUCACCUUCUUGAUUUAACAGUGGCAAUUGGAUCAAUUAAUGGGCUGUUGUUUUACACCAACAUCGUUUGGGCAAAUAUACACACAACGCUGCCGCCAGAAUAUAAAAAUGCAUACUAUAGUGUUGUCAGAGUGUUUUUAGCAUGGUUAAAUCUGGAUUUUGGAAUCGAAACUUGUUUCUUUGUUGGAAUGAAUGCCUACUGGAAAACAUGGCUACAAUUUUUGUUUCCAUUGUAUGUCUGGAUAAUUGCUGGACUGAUAAUCUUGGCCUCUAAGUACUCGUUCAGAGCUUCAAGAUUCUUCGGAAACAACUCUAUUCCUGUGCUGGCUACCAUCUUCCUUCUCUCAUACUCUAAGAUAUUGCGCUUUAUCAUCAAAGUACUCAGAUUUACAUACCUCUACUAUCCUGGUGGCUAUAUGGUGGUAUGGACUGAAGACGCAAAUAUUCCCUAUGUUGGCUUGCUUCAUGGCGUUCUCUUUGUAUUUGCUCUGUUUUGCCUGACAUUUUUGUGGGCUCCAUUUAUGUUAACUCUGCUUUUUAUACAACCACUUAGGAAAAUAAACAAUGUUUGGGCACUGAGAUGGAUCCAGCGGUGGAAACCAUUGUUUGAUUCCUACACUGGACCACUGAAAGACAAACACCAAUAUUGGAUUGGAGCUCUUCUGUUCGCUCGUGGAGUCAUUCUUGUAACCUCCGCCACAACUUCGGCUGUGCUGCCCAGGAUGUACUUACUAGUCAUAGCAGUGACCACAGCCUUCGUUGGCUUUUACAGUAACGUGUAUCAGAAAUGGUAUUUGUCAGUAUUGGAAAAAUCUUUCCUUCUAAACUUAAUGCUUUUGGCAUGCACGUUACUAUACGUAGAUAGUUAUGAUAUUGUGACAAGACUAGCUGUUUCUUACACUUCCGGUACUAUUGCACUCGCGCAGUUUGGCGGGAUUAUAAUUGGUCAUGCUGUUUACAGAGUGAACAAAUUGAGAAAUCGAAGGCGCCUCAGAAGGAAUUUCGCUUCGAACAACGUUGAUGACGAUGAUCAUCACUAUCGAGAGCCACUCAUUGCAAACUAGAUCUGCCGUCGACCCUGGGUAUCAUUCAAUAGUUAAGUGUGCAUUAGAAAAGUUGUAACGACUUUGACACGUACGUAGUUACCCGUGUCCUAUAUUUCUUGUGUAGCUUCUUGUGUAGUUUAAUGUGUAUUGUAUGUGCAUUGUUUCUUGCUACUAUAAUUAUUACUUUCUUUUGUAUACAUGAUCUCUUAUGUUCUUUGUAAUUAACUAGGGACCUGCAGGUGCCUUUUGUGGGGAGCAUCCGCUCCACUGUGUAUGCUGUAUUUAGUAUUUAGUGUGUUUUGGGCUUUUA
Messenger RNA from Halichondria panicea, 4432 nucleotides. RefSeq lists its product as uncharacterized. The record is from RefSeq and is a predicted model, not a curated record. The transcript is spliced from 2 exons. Bases 130 to 4140 code for a protein of 1336 amino acids. NCBI's taxonomy places the organism in Eukaryota, Metazoa, Porifera, Demospongiae, Suberitida, Halichondriidae.